This is a messenger RNA of Danio rerio (zebrafish), 1271 nucleotides long. Lineage: Eukaryota; Metazoa; Chordata; Actinopteri; Cypriniformes; Danionidae. The record is from RefSeq and is a predicted model, not a curated record.
UUGUAAUCACAAUUUUAUUUCCUUGUAAUUGCAAAAUAACAAAAGUUGUUUGUGAUCUCAACUUAAAUAAACAGCCACGUACUGGAUGCGUCAUUAACAGUUUAAAUGUCGUGUUUACAUGUUACUGCAUGAAAAUCAAUAAUGAAAUUGUUGUAAUGCCCUGUUAUAUAACAUUUUGUGAAACAUGCAAACUGGUGUAUGCAGGUAAAUCACUGGCAACAAAUAGCUAGUUCUAUAACAGUAACGUGGAGAGGAAAUGUUUCCUAUAAAUUCUACUCUUAAAUAUAACCCUGGCCUAUCAAUGAAGAAUUGCACCUUUUGAUAUUAACUUAAUUAGCGUUAUUUUGUAUUUAUUUUACAGAUAUACACAUUUAUGGUCUAUUAUUAAAUAAAUAUUUUAUAGGAUGAAAUAAAAACAACAAUAAUUCCCGGAUUUUAAAAGUAAAAUAAUAAAUAAACAUUUAACAAAAGCAACCAUCCUGUCAAACACUGCCAUCGUGUGGCUGAUCUGAUCAUGUGUUUGGGUGGAGCUGCAGAUGAAAAACAUAAAACAGAUGAUCCAACACAAUGCCGUUUCCAUCCCUCGCCUCCCGCAUCAUUCAGCAGCAGCAGCAGCAGCAGAGAUGGCGCAAUUCGCCCCAGCAGCGCUUUCUCCGGCCGUAAGCCUGAGCUCCGAGCCUCCGUCCAGCGCGUUCUCUCCCACGGAAGGUGGAACACAGCGGCUCCUGUUUACGCAUGAUCUGGUCUCCGGAAAACAUCACGGGGCGAUGCGUUUUGGGCUUGUACGGAUGAUUCAUGGAGAGGAGGAUUUUGAAGAUUCGGACUCUGAGAUUGGUGGUGAUGGCGGUGGAGGAGGUGGAGGCGCUCCCGCUAACUCGGAUAACGAGAGUGGUGCUGCGGAAACACGGCCAUGGCCUCUCGGUAGAGGAUUUGUGCGGGUUCAGUGGUAUCCUGAAGGAACGAAACAGGAUGUUCGAGAAACGAAGCUUAAACUUGAAGAUCGAUCUAUUGUGCCUAGAGACUUUGUCCGGCGGAUAAAUUCAAAUGAAAAACAGUGUGGAAUUGUGACUAACAUAAACACAGAAUGUGCAGUGAAACUUGUAGGGACCAACUGUGCUCUAUAUCCUGUAAAUAGCAAAGACCUGCAGCACAUCUGGGUGAGUUUCUUUACCUGCUAUAUUGCUAUAUGUAUGUUCUAUAUGAUUUGCUUUUGAUAUGCUUUUGAUUUUCUAAAAGUACAAUAUAAUAAUAAUAAUAUCACACAAUUCCCC